This is a messenger RNA of Dreissena polymorpha, 3914 nucleotides long. RefSeq names its product angiopoietin-1 receptor-like. Gene Ontology annotation, molecular function: ATP binding; protein binding; transmembrane receptor protein tyrosine kinase activity. The record is from RefSeq and is a predicted model, not a curated record. The transcript has 20 exons. The coding region runs from base 459 to 3053 and encodes 864 amino acids. Gene Ontology annotation, cellular component: signaling receptor complex. Lineage: Eukaryota; Metazoa; Mollusca; Bivalvia; Myida; Dreissenidae. Gene Ontology annotation, biological process: protein phosphorylation; cell surface receptor protein tyrosine kinase signaling pathway; positive regulation of kinase activity.
CAAAUUUAACAAGAGUAAGCUGUUUCAAUAUAUAUUUUGCCUACAUAAUUACAUAAUUAUUUAAGCGUAUUAAAGGAGUAUGCUUACAACUAAAGAAACGGCUUUCAAAUCAUAUAAUUUCAUCGAAUGUGGUUUUCCUGACUGCUAAGUAGUAAUUAAUUGAAAAAGCUGAAUACGACACAUGCAUUUAAGAAAUAGCAAUAUAUCUUAUAACUUGAGAGUCAAUUAGUUUAUUCAAUUUUAAAGUCCCUUGUCAUACUCACUUUUCAAACUUUUGUCCACACAGGUUGAGUUCCGGUUCGACUUUAUAGCUCCGAAGCAUUGCUCGGAAGUGAACAUUAACACCUGCCCAUCCUGGUGCUACUAUAUUGAACAUAACGGAAGUUUAUACAAGGAAUCCCAUCAGGCCGCAUUGGCGCGGGUGGACAGACGAACUCUCCGGGGUUGGCGAAUACUAUAUGGAGGUCUUCAAGCUUGGAUUCAACAGAGACCAUCGUCUCGUGGAGAUCACUCCUUUAAACCCAGUCUUUUCUGUCGUCAUACCCCAUACUAGCGGAACCAUCCAAUAUCCUCAAUACACACCCUCAGCUCCUGGAGUGUACAGCGUCCUCUUGGAGGUCCGUGACUUCUCUAACAAUUCUCGUAUCGCCCGCCGGUUUGUGUUGUACGACGCCACCUCCUCUGUAUCACUGAACAACGCGACCGCCAAACUGUACGUGUCGUCUGCAGUCGAGGAGACUGGAUACACAUGGCAGACACCGGCGGCAACAGGUAAUCAAGUAACAGUCAGUGUUGCUUGGCCAAAUUAUUUUGUCAACCACGUGCAUGAAGACGGACUUUUCCUCGGCGAAAUCGAGCAGUAUCCGAUUCAGUUUAACGAGAUACAAGACGACGGAGUACUGUCCAGUCAAAAGUAUGUAGCAGACGCUCUGGAUGACAACGAGGAGCCCCGAACAAGGAAGGUGAUCCCCAAUUUCCACGGAAUAAUCAAGUACGAGAUCGUCUGGCAGCCUACAGCCGAUACGAAUGAACCCACUUCCGGUUGGGAAAAAAUACCAAUGAAGGAGUCGUUUACUGCAACACGAACACUAGUAGAUGGCGACACGUUACGUGUUUGGAUACGGGCAACGGACAUCAUGGGUAACGCAAAGGCUGACAGCACCGUUGUUAAAAUAGACGGCACGCCACCAAUACUACAGACGAACCUCACAGGGAAGGACUAUGGUCUGACACGGAAUAUUGCUGACGGACCGUACAACUUCAGCUCCAAAAUCACCUUUGCAGCGUCCGACGGAAGCAGUGGAGUCCACAAGAUCGGUUUCAAAGCUAUUGUAAAGACUCAAGCUGGCGCUACCAAAGAAAUGUACAGCAAUUUUACAGCCGCAAACAUGCAAGUGGACCUUACCAACCCGUUCUGCAAGAUAGUGGAUGGCGUGUGUUUCCUGCCUGACCAGACCCUCUACUUGGACAACUGUUGGCUGACUGUCACAAAGUCUGACCUUGACACGGCCACCGCUAUGGUGGAGGUCUCUGUCUUCAACCAGGCCAUGCUCUCAAAAACGACCUCCUUUGAUAUUGGUCGAAUAAACAGUCUACAAGGUCUGGAGAAAUACAACGGCCCACAGAACCUGCGAGUGGUUAACAAGACACCGACUGGCUUUAGACUGCAAUGGGAUCUGCCUACAAGGGAAUCCUGCUAUGGAAGGGCGGACAUUCUUAUCAUUCUGUCGCGCCGGAACGCAAACGGUGAGGAGGUACUCCACACGUUCUAUACGCAGGGCACCAGCACAUUUUUUGACAUUCUGGGUCUUGACCCAGAGACAGAAUACACUCUGGGGCUGAAUAUUCAAUCACAAGGAGGCAGUGCUCAGCAAACUGAUCUAGCAGUGACCACAAGAACAGAGAAGCAAGCGAGCGAUGGGGCCUCCACCGGUGGGGUCGUUGGAGCUGUUGUAGGAGUUUUGGCUGUUGUUGCCAUCGUUGUGGUGGUGCUGGUGGUACUCAUUCGGCGUGGUGUAAUCCGACCUGCUGAACGCGCGCGAGAGAUUGGACGAAGGAUGACGAGGAGAGUUCGUCCUAACCGUAGGUCUCGCGGCGAGGGACACAGUAACCCGGCAUAUAAUGUGAACCAUCGAGCUAAGUCAAUGGCCGCUGAGGAACUAUACCUGUACGGUGGUAUGGACACGUUCGCCUCAAAGUCGGUCCUUAGUCGCAGAGAUAUUGUGCUCGAGUCGGUAAUCAAAACUGGGCACUUUGCCAACAUCUACAAAGCCAAGUACCAGGGAAAAACUGUGGUGGCUAAAACUCUAAAAGAAAACAACGGCACCAAUGAUAAUUUCCUCAUGAAGGCGAAGAUCAACUUUUCAUCCGAGAAGGUUGGUGACCACCCUAACGUGUUGAAGUAUUUGGGAUCAGUCCUCGAUGACACGAACAUGGGACCUUUCAUCCUGUACGAGUACUGCGAGAACGGUACGUUGAAGGAGUACCUGGUCCAAAAUAAGUCUAGCGUUACCAUGGACAUCCAGGAGACGCUCUUCCGUAUAGGACUCGACAUCGCCAAGGGCAUGGAGUACUUGGCUGGGAAAGGGAUAACUCACCGGCGUCUGGCGGCACGCAACAUCCUGCUGACUUUCUUGAACGAAGUAAAGAUCUACGGCUUCGGACCGCAACCGGAAGAAGAGGCUGAUGGGGAUGCAGAGAGCGGCAAGAAGGAGAGAAUUCCAAUCAAGUGGAUGGCACCAGAGUGCAUGACGUCAACAAAAGAUGCAGACGAGAAAAGUGACGUUUGGUCGUUUGGCGUGGUCCUCUGGGAAGUGUUUUCUCUUGGUGAAACUCCGUACGAGAACGUGAAAAGCCGUGACCUUCCAGACAGACUGAAAAAGAAUGUUCGUCUGCAGAAACCGGAACAGUGUGAUGACGUGUGGUUCGGAGUAAUGAACAAAUGCUGGGACUAUCAGCCGAGGAAGCGCCCGACGUUUGCUGAAAUCAGAAACGAGCUGGACACCAUGUUUGUUGCCUCUCCUGGAGAUGACUACUACUACUAUAAACGCUAGAAGAGUUAUUGUUACUGUGUUAAGUAUUUCUGCAGACUAAAUCAUAUAUAUUUGCAUUGGAAUAUUGAACCAUCAGCGUUUAAAAGGAUAGUGGAGAAGAAAUGUUGUUUGAAAAUAUAUCCCUUUCACAUUCUUUCGUACUGAAUGAUAUUUAUAUUCAGGAAAAGUGUACUCGUAAACAUUAGAAAACAUUUGUAUUAUAGCAACUGCAAUAUAAAUGAACAUAAAUGUAACAUCUGAACGUUUAAUUUUCACUUAAUUGUUUUACACGACAAUAUACUUAAGCAUGUAUGAGCCAAUAUUGCUACGCUGUGUCACUUAUGUAAGACUUACAAUUUAUGCUACGAUAAACAGUUUAUGUUUUAUUUUACAAUUAGAUGACAUUAUUUAUGUUACGCGCUUUACCUUUCAUUUUACGCUUAAACGUUUAUGUUACAUUAACAUAUUUAGGUAACGCUUUAGCGUUAAUCUUGACCUAAAACGUAAAUGUUUUAAUAACAAAAUUAAUGUUACACUAAAAAUUUGAAUUACACUACAAUAUUCACUACAGCAUAUAAUUAUGGUAUCCUCACAUUCGUGUUACACUUAGACGUGUAUGUUACUCUUAUACAUUUAUCUUUUCUUGAAACAUUGAGUACUCUUUGAUUUAUAAUGUAAUCUAUUUAGCGAGAUUAUGAUCUUUGUGAUUGUGUGCACACGUGUAAUAUAACAUGUUAUUUAAUUACUUUAUUACUAAAUUUGCUUUUAACUAUUCUGACUUAGCUGGUGUUAAGGGUUUACAUAAAUUUAGCUUUACAAUUAAAUCACUGUUUAAUUAUGAAAUUACUUGCAUUUGCACUUUAAUAAAAUGUAUAAAAUUAU